AAUAUCGCUCUACAUUUCUUGUAACAAUUAGAAGUAAUAUUGCAGCCACCAACAAUGUUGCUUCCAUGCAAGCCCUUCUACAAAACAUGCCAGCAGGCUUUGUUCUUACUUGUCAUUGUGUUACUUUCUUCCUUCCAAUUCUUGGCUUCGACCCCAUCUACAACUUCUUUCACUUCUGGUAGGACUAAUGAACCACAGGCCCUUCUCAAAUGGAAAGCCAGCCUCUCCAAACACAGCCAAUCUUUCCUACCUUCAUGGGUCAUCGCCAAUGGGACUUGCCAUUGGGAAGGAAUCGCUUGCAGCAAAUCCGGAAGCAUUGUCGGCUUGGACCUCUCGAGUCAUGGUUUGAGAGGUACACUUCACAGUCUCAACUUCUCAUCCUUGCCUAAUCUCCUUACUCUUAAGUUAGGAAAUAAUUCGCUUUCCGGAACAAUCCCUUCUAACAUCAGCAACCUCUCCAAACUUACCACCCUCAUUUUGUGGUACAAUAAACUCUCAGGAAAUAUUCCUUCCGAGAUAGGCUUGCUGAAUAGUCUUCGUGUAUUUUAA
This is a messenger RNA of Tripterygium wilfordii, 549 nucleotides long. Its product is annotated as probable LRR receptor-like serine/threonine-protein kinase At1g34110. The transcript has a single exon. Gene Ontology annotation, molecular function: protein binding. The record is from RefSeq and is a predicted model, not a curated record. The coding region runs from base 55 to 549 and encodes 164 amino acids. NCBI's taxonomy places the organism in Eukaryota, Viridiplantae, Streptophyta, Magnoliopsida, Celastrales, Celastraceae.